Molecule: messenger RNA, 279 nt
Organism: Trichomonas vaginalis G3
Lineage: Eukaryota; Parabasalia; Trichomonadida; Trichomonadidae
Exons: 1
Source: RefSeq, a predicted model, not a curated record
AUGGAUAGAAAGUCUGCUAGAAUAAAAGCAGAGUUACAAAGAUAUGGUUGGAGAGUUUCGAAGAAUUUUAAAUAUAGGAAGGGAAGACCCAUAAAAGUCUAUGACAAACUGGCUGGUCUUCGCUACGAAAUGGAUUUGGAAACAGCACGUGCAAAUUAUCCAAACAGACUAGAGAGGUUAGAAGAAGAACGUCUUAUGGACAUGCCUUUCGAUGUUAGUGAACCUCAAGUUGAAGGACACGACGGCUUUGCCAGAUUCUACUGGAAACAUGACGAACAA